This is a messenger RNA of Triticum aestivum (bread wheat), 757 nucleotides long. RefSeq names its product protein ORGAN SIZE RELATED 1. The record is from RefSeq and is a predicted model, not a curated record. Gene Ontology annotation, biological process: positive regulation of organ growth. The transcript has a single exon. Lineage: Eukaryota; Viridiplantae; Streptophyta; Magnoliopsida; Poales; Poaceae. The coding region runs from base 176 to 544 and encodes 122 amino acids.
CGCCGGCUCGCCGCAAAGCUAACAACCACUCCAAAUCCAGCCCAACGAAGCAAUCGCCUCGCAACAAUUCAUCUUCCCCGCUUCCGUUCCGUUCCGUUCCAGUCCAGACAUCCAGGUCGUACGCCAGCGCGUCCAGCCGGGUGGAUCUCCGAGCUAGCGGCAUUGCUGGGAGUAGAUGCGAGACGCCGUCCUGCUCCGGUGCGACGCCACCAUGGGCGGCCACGCCGCCGGUCCCACCUCUUACGGCAGCAGCGGCAGGAGGAGUUUUCCGGCUCCGGCGGCGACCGCCAAGCAACGACGCGCGCCGGCGCCGGCGGGGAACGGCGGGAAGAGCGACGGAGGAGGGUACUUCGGCGCGGAGGCGGCGGUGGUGCUGGCGCUGAUGACGGCGGCGCUGCUGGUGCUGCCGCUUCUACUGCCCCCGCUGCCGCCGCCGCCGCCGCUGUUCCUGUUCGUACCCGUCGCCAUCCUGGCCGUGCUGCUCCUGCUCGUGCUCCUGCCCUCCGACGCCAGGGGCCUCCGCGUCGCGCCAUCCUACUUGUAGCUAGCUAGCAUAGCAUUUAAAUCAAAUCCUGCGCUCGCUCUCUCGCUCGCCAUCGUCGUCCUCGCCGCUACCUUGUACAUGUAAUUAGCUAUCGCGGGGUCCGUUUCUUUUCUUGGAGACUACUAGUUGAUGGAGAGGAUUUUGCUCGGACUAAUUAAUUGCUUGCUGCAAAAAAAGUGUCUCCGGAGUUGCAGUAGUAUCUCUGAAUUUUAA